Pterocles gutturalis (yellow-throated sandgrouse) is the source of this 1293-nucleotide messenger RNA. RefSeq names its product pentraxin 3, long (gene PTX3). The record is from RefSeq and is a predicted model, not a curated record. Bases 1 to 1293 code for a protein of 430 amino acids. Gene Ontology annotation, biological process: innate immune response. The transcript is spliced from 3 exons. Gene Ontology annotation, molecular function: complement component C1q complex binding. NCBI's taxonomy places the organism in Eukaryota, Metazoa, Chordata, Aves, Pterocliformes, Pteroclidae.
AUGCUGCCCCAAGAAAUCUUUUCUCUGCUCACGCUGUUCUGUGUUUUCAGGGCUUCUGUUUCUGUCCUGGAUGAAGACGAUGACUAUGAUCUCAUGUAUGUGAAUCUGGAUAAUGAGAUUGAAGGGCCAGUUCUCGGCACCGAGGAAACUUCGUGCGACUGCCAGCGAGAGCACACCGAGUGGGACAAGCUCUUCAUCAUGCUGGAGAACUCGCAGAUGAAGGAGAACAUGAUGCUGCAGGCGAUGGACGAGGUGCUGAAGGUGGACCUGGCGGCGCUGAAAGCGGAGCUGAGCCAGCUCACCGCCAGCCUCGCGGGCACCUUCGCCGCCACCACCGAGAAACUCACCUCCCGCAUCAUGUCGCAGAUGGAGCAGGUGCUCACCAGGAACUGUGACCACGCUGAAGAAGCCAAGAGGCUUCAGGAGUCGGAGCAAGGCAAGGUUCUGGAGCACAUCCUGAUGCUGAGCCACAACGUGUCGGCCAGGCUGGGCCGGCUGGAGAGCGCCUGGCUGCGGAGGUCCCAGGCGGAGGCUCAGGAGACGGCUCUGCAGCAGGAUAAGUUCAGUCCCAGCAGAGGAGACAGCCUCAUCUGGAACUCGCUGUGGAAGGAGCUGCAGCAAACCAGAGCCGACCUGCAGGCGUCGCAGCGAUGGGCAGCCCAGCACCUCCUGCCAGCAGGGUGUGAAACAGCAAUUCUGUUCCCCAUGCGUUCAAAAAAGAUCUUUGGGAGCGUUCACCCAACUGCUGGAAUGAGCCUUCGCUCCUUUACCGCUUGUAUCUGGAUCAAGGCAACGGAGGCUUUGGACAAAACGAUUGUCUUCUCCUACGGAACCAAGUUUAAUCCGUACGAAAUCCAGCUUUAUCUCAGCCAGGAGUCUGCAGUGCUUGUGGUUGGCGGUGACCAGCACAAGUUAGCUGCCAAAAAUGUAGUUGUUCCUGGGAAGUGGAUCCAUCUCUGCGGCGCCUGGAGCUCGGAGAACGGAUCAGCAUCCCUGUGGGUGAAGGGAGAGCUCGCAGCCAGCGCCCUGGACGUUGCCAACGCUCACACCAUUCCAGACGGAGGGAUUUUGCAGAUCGGUCAAGAAAAGAACGGCUGCUGCAUUGGAGGUGGAUUUGACGAAGCUUUAGCCUUCUCUGGAAAAUUAACUGGCUUUAACCUGUGGGACAGAGUGCUCAGUGCCAGGGAGAUAGCGGCACAGAGCGGAGAAGACGCCUGCAGCACCAGGGGCAACGUCGUCGGGUGGGGGGUCACAGAGGUUUUGCCGUACGGAGGAGCCCAGUAUGUUUCUUAA